Molecule: messenger RNA, 2477 nt
Organism: Erythranthe guttata (spotted monkey flower)
Lineage: Eukaryota; Viridiplantae; Streptophyta; Magnoliopsida; Lamiales; Phrymaceae
Product: DEAD-box ATP-dependent RNA helicase 37
Molecular function (GO): nucleic acid binding; RNA helicase activity; ATP binding
Source: RefSeq, a predicted model, not a curated record
AAGAAACACAUGAAAAUAAGAAAAUAAUACUAUUGCACAUAAGUUAAGUUAUUAAUAUAAGACCUAAUUCUUAUUUCUUAGGAUUGAGUUAUAAUCGGAUUGUAGAAGCACACAUUGACUAGAGUUAGAGAACGUUUUCCACUCUAGUAUUUGAAGUUAUAGAGUUCUACUCAAAUUCGAAAAGGUGUUUUUUUUUUUCUUAAAUAAAUAGUAAACAAAAUUUGAAAGAGAUUGAAAGUAUCCAAACAAUAAAAUCUAAGAAUCACUUAAAAUACGCCUAUAUUUCUUCUUCUUCUUCUUCUCUUCGAUUAGGGUUAAAAAAAAAUCACCUUUUUUUUGAAGAACAUCAAACAUACUUGAAAACGCACCGUCAGACAUUGUGAAGACGCAAUUGAAUACUCAGACUGUUGAUUUGUGAUAGACUUGAAUCGAACUACAUUCACAUUAGUGAACCGGUACACCCGUUGUAGGAGGAGGUUUUAAUAACUGUUUUUGUUACGAAUAUGAGUUCUUCAUGGGCUGAUGCUGUUGAGAAUGGAUCUACUGAUAUUAUCCCAACUAACGGUGGGAAUGAACGCAAGUCGGCUCCCACCAAGUUAUCAUAUGUUCCACCACACCUCAGAAACAGACCACCACCUGCAUCUGAGCCACCUGCUUCGUCACUUAACGGCCCACCGUCAAGUAAUGAUAGAUUUAGGCACAGUGGACCCACAAAUGGCCCGGAAUGGGCUGGUCCUAGGCCCGGUUAUGGACGCCAGGCAUAUAGGGGUAGGGUGAGAGAGGCCAACCCUUUUGGAAAAGACGAUGUAGAUGCUGACACGGGGCCUCUGACUACUGAACAACAGGACAAUACGGGUAUCAACUUUGAUGCGUACGAGGAUAUCCCUGUAGAGACGAGUGGUGAUAAUGUUCCGCCACCAGUAAACACGUUUGCAGAUAUAGAAUGGGGUGAUGCAAUUAAUAUGAAUAUUAAGAGGUGUAAGUAUGUGAAACCGACUCCUGUUCAGCGGCAUGCGAUACCUAUUUCUCUAGCAGGGAGAGAUUUGAUGGCUUGUGCUCAGACAGGUUCCGGAAAGACUGCCGCCUUUUGCUUCCCUAUUAUUAGUGGAAUUAUCAAUGGAAAUCAUCCUCCGAAUAAGCAACGUGGAACUCGCACCGUUUUUCCACUUGCUCUUAUUCUCUCACCGACGAGAGAACUCACAGUACAGAUACAGGGGGAAGCUGCAAAGUUUGCCUUCCAAACUGGUGUCAGAGUUGUUGUUGCAUAUGGAGGGGCACCGAUACAUGGCCAGCUGCGUGAACUUGAUAAAGGGGUUGAUAUUCUGGUGGCGACUCCUGGAAGAUUGGUUGAUUUGCUUGAGAGAGCCAAAGUUUCAUUACAAAUGAUAAGAUAUUUGGCUCUUGACGAGGCAGAUCGAAUGCUUGAUAUGGGUUUUGAGCCUCAAAUCAGAAAGAUUGUCGAACAAAUGGAUAUGCCUCCUCGUGGUAUAAGACAGACUUUGCUAUUUAGCGCCACCUUUCCAAAAGAGAUCCAGAGACUGGCGUCGGAUUUUCUUUCAAAUUACAUUUUCUUGGCAGUUGGGAGAGUUGGUUCUAGUACAGACUUAAUCGUUCAGAGAGUUGAAUUUGUUCAGGAGUGUGACAAAAGAAGCCAUUUGAUGGAUCUUAUUCAUGCACAGAGAGCAAAUGGAGUUCACGGAAAGCAAGCUCUUACAUUAGUGUUUGUGGAAACGAAGAAGGGAGCCGACGCAUUGGAACACUGGUUGUGUCUUAAUGACUUUCCUGCAACUACUAUUCAUGGUGAUAGAACUCAACAGGAAAGAGAGUAUGCAUUGAAAUCAUUCAAGAGUGGAAGAACGCCUAUGCUAGUGGCAACAGAUGUGGCAGCUCGUGGUCUCGAUAUUCCACAUGUCGCACACGUAAUCAACUUUGACCUUCCGAACGACAUUGAUGACUAUGUUCACCGGAUAGGGCGUACAGGGCGUGCUGGCAAGACGGGAUUGGCUACAGCGUUUUUUAAUGAGAAUAACAUGUCUAUGGCAAAGCCACUAGCUGAGUUGAUGAAGGAAGCAAAUCAAGAGGUUCCUGACUGGUUGACUCGGUUUGCAAGUCGAGCUUCUUCAUAUGGAGGUAAGAGUAAGGGCCGUUUUGGUGGUCGUGAUUUUAGAAGAGAUUCCUCUUAUAAUAAUAAUAGGACCGGAAAUACCAAUACCAAUGGAGGAGGUAGCAGGACCGCCGCCGCCGGCGGUGGUGGUGGUGGUGGUGGCUAUGGAAGUUAUAGUGGAGGAAAUGGCCCUGAGUUUAGCAGCGCUUGGGAUUAGAGUUUCUAAGUUAUCUUUUUUUAUUUUGCAGAAUAUGUAUAAAUUUUCUUUCAAGUUAUUAUUAGGAACUGUUUGCCUUAAAUCAAUUUUUUUGUCAAAAGGUAUGCACUUAUUAGGAUUCUCUUGGAUUCAUUGUUAUGUAAAGAUUCAUUGUCU